CCAACCUGACGGAGGUAACAACCCGUUGUACCUAUUUUAAAUCUUCCGCAAACCCGCUAGUCCAGCUGCCGCCGCUUUAACGGCAAUUUAGAAGCCGAGCGGCUGCGGACACUAUGGACAUCGAUUGGUCUUCAUGGUGAAAAUCAGCCCAUGAGGAAGACACAGGCAACCGCAUACCUAGUUCCUUAUCCACUGUGCUUGCUAGGCAUCUUCGAAUCUUCCAUCGAGGGCGCUAUUUCAUCCUCGGUAUACUCAAAUCCGACGCCAGAAGUGGUGCAAGCCAGGGACUCGGUUCUAUCAUUGGCUUGCCAGUUCCAGGUGGGGUCGCCUACUGGCCUUGGUCUCCGCGCCAAGCAUCUUCUAACAUCAAUGGGUACGUAUCUAGGGCAAGAAAGAGAACCCCAGCUGCAGAAUUUACUAUGUGGCCAAUUUGUGAGGGUAACCCAAUCAAUCAUAUCUUCGCUAAUUCCUAGAAGAUCAUGCGGAUCGGUGGCAUCGGAGCUGGCAUUGGGAAGUCCUGUCGAAUUCAGAAUCACCUGCCUUUCAUCUGUCUGAAAUCAACAGCUGCUGCCUCUGCUCAGAUACUAUGCAGGCCAACCCAUGGAGUAUUUGACUCGAAAGCCCACUUCCUGCGAAUGAUAAC
Aspergillus ibericus CBS 121593 is the source of this 643-nucleotide messenger RNA. RefSeq lists its product as uncharacterized. The transcript has 2 exons. NCBI's taxonomy places the organism in Eukaryota, Fungi, Ascomycota, Eurotiomycetes, Eurotiales, Aspergillaceae. The record is from RefSeq and is a predicted model, not a curated record. Bases 151 to 555 code for a protein of 134 amino acids.